AUGUUUCAACGACCAGCCUGUUUACAAAGCCGGCGCCAGCACAAUGGCUCGGCUGAGGAUUGGUCGACAUUUCCAGUCCGGCAAUUGUUCGUGUUAGCUCUUGUCCGGAUCUGUGAGCCCAUUGCUUUCAUGUCGAUUUUCCCAUAUGUGUACCGCAUGGUGGAGUCCUUCCAUGUGACAGAUAAUGACCGAAAGAUUGCGCUUUACGCCGGCAUGAUCACCUCGUCUUUCACCUUUGCGGAAUUCUCAGCCGGCAUGUUUUGGGGCCGCAUGAGUGACCGGAUUGGUCGCAAGCCUGUGUUGAUCAUGGGAUUAAUUGGGACCGCCCUGAGCAUGGUGGCCUUUGGAUUUGCUCCCAAUCUGGCGACAGCCAUGGUCGCGCGGGCGCUGGGUGGCCUACUAAAUGGCAACAUCGGAGUUCUCCAGACCACGGUUGCCGAGAUUGUGACAGUCAAGGAGCACCAACCCCGGGCAUAUUCCAUCAUGCCCUUCGUGUGGUGCCUGGGAUCGAUCAUUGGCCCGGCUAUGGGCGGUGCUUUGGCCCAACCUUGCGACAACUACCCAGGCCUGUUCCAGCGUAACACGCUGCUGGACCGCUUCCCGUUCCUGCUGCCCAACCUGGUGUGCAUCCUGGUGCUGAUCUGUGGCAUUGUGGUCGGAGCCCUCUUUUUGGAGGAGACUCAUCCAGAGAAGAAGCAUCGCCGUGACCCGGGUCGUGAGUUGGGCCACUGGAUUAUCAGCCACUGCUGGCGCUCGCGUGUGCAACUUCCCGACAACCCCGCGCCUCGCAAUGAGAAGUGCUACGCUUAUGAUGACCACGACAUCUCGCCCCAGGAGUACGAAAGUGUCGAAUCGUCGCCCUGCUUGCCCCCCGUGAGCGACGUUGGAUCCCCAAAUGGCGACUUGGAAGGACAGAAGAGCUCCCCGCCCAAAGCGUUCACUCGCCAAGUCAUCGUCACCAUUGUUGCUUAUGGAAUUCUCGCCUAUCACAGUGUUUCAUUCGAUCAACUGAUGCCAGUUUUUCUGAGCACUCCCAAAUCCGACGACCAAGCAGUCCUGCCACUCAAGUUCACGGGCGGCUUGGGGCUGCCUACCAAGACUAUCGGCUUUAUGCUGGCCGUUCAGGGCGUCUACUCGAUGAUCGCUCAGCUCUGGUUAUUCCCGUUUGUUGUGAAGCAUUUUGGCACCUUGCGCACCUUCCGCUUUGUGCUGCUCGCCUGGCCACCGCUCUAUCUCGCCGUGCCAUACCUGAUCCUUCUCCCCGCAAAGCUGCAGAUGCCCGCUGUCUAUGUCGCACUGAUCAGCAAGAUCACAUUCCAUGUCAUUGCAUUCCCCGCUACCGCCAUUCUCCUCGCAAAUUCCGCUCCCUCCUCGAAGGUCCUUGGAUGCAUUAACGGUGCUGCUGCAUCCACCGCGAGCCUGAGCCGUGCAUUUGGCCCCACCGUGACAGGUUUGCUGCACUCCAAGGGGCUUGAGAGCGGUUACUCUGUGCUGGCCUGGUGGGCAUGCGGCCUUGUUUGCGUAAUCGGUGCCAUUGAGAGCUUCUGGAUGGAGGAGCCAGCCGAGCCCGAGCGAUUCAAAACCGAGCAGGCCGGGGUCAGCGAGGCUGAACUGAAGCGUGAGAUACUUUCCGGGUCUUCCAUCGACGAGGAAGAACAGCGCCUUCUCUCUCUCCGAUCCAGUCUCGACCAGGACUACGAUGCCUACCACCUGGAUUCGAAUCUUGUCAAGGACUCACUUCGCCCGGAUAACGAAUCCUCUCCCACUCACCUUUGA
This is a messenger RNA of Penicillium chermesinum, 1776 nucleotides long. RefSeq names its product MFS transporter. Gene Ontology annotation, biological process: transmembrane transport. Gene Ontology annotation, molecular function: transmembrane transporter activity. Bases 1 to 1776 code for a protein of 591 amino acids. The record is from RefSeq and is a predicted model, not a curated record. NCBI's taxonomy places the organism in Eukaryota, Fungi, Ascomycota, Eurotiomycetes, Eurotiales, Aspergillaceae. The transcript is spliced from 3 exons.